AUGACCCAAAUAGAAUCCAGUCUACAUGAUACAGAUGUUUCGUUUGCCAGCAGACCAGAUGCUGAAGCUCCCGUUGAAAAGACGGAUGCAGUAAUUACCGGUGAUGUUGAAGCGUUGGGAGAAGAAGCGAGGCCGAUAGAUGCACAAUUGCAUGCGCGAGUUUUGCGCAAGAUUGAUUGUUUCUUGAUGCCUGCUAUGGUUAUUGGUUAUGGAUUGGUUUAUUGGGAUAAGGCAAUUCUUGGAAGUGCCGCUCUCUUCGGCAUGACAACUGAUCUCCAUCUCAUUGUUACCAACACCUCUGUGAAGCCACCCGUAUCGAACUCGUCAAGAUUGAGCUGGGCGACUUCGAUCUUCUAUUUCGGCCAACUCGCUGGCUCAUAUCCCAUGGCAUAUACAGUGCAGCACUUCAAGACUCGGAAUGUUUUGUGUCCGGCUGUCAUUAUCUGGGGCAUUAUUUGCGCAGCUACUGCCGGCGUUACUACCUGGCACGGCUUAUUUGCGCAGCGAUUCUUCCUUGGUUUCACCGAAUCCAUCAUCCCAACCGCAUUCAUGACAAUAGUUAGCGGCUACUACACUCAACCCGAACAAGCUCUCCGCCAAAGCUGGUGGUUCUCUGGCACUGGCUGGUUCACCAUCAUCGGAGGCGCACUCAACUAUGGGUUUGCGCAGGUAAAAAGCGGUGAUUUGGCACCUUGGCAAUAUAUUUAUAUCUUCGCCGGGUGUAUCACAGCACUAUUUGGGAUAUGGUGUUUCUUCCUGCCUAAUUCUCCUGUUGACGCGUGGUUUUUGACGCCAGAAGAACGGAUUGCGGCUGUUGAGCGGUUGAGAGCUGGACAGACUGGUGUGAAAAAUAAGACAUUCAAAGUCGAGCAGGUCAAAGAAGCGAUUUUGGAUGUUAAAAUUUGGCUGGUUGCGAUUACGAUGGCUGCGGCAUACACCGUCAACGGUGCAGUCUCAGGUUUCGGCCCCCUCAUAGUCUCAACAUUCGGCUACUCAACGCUCGACAGUAUCCUCUUCCAAUUCCCUCUAGGCGGUCUCUCGGCCUUCGGAAUCACAUUCACCGGCUGGCUCUGUUCACGAUACCGCAACAUUCGCGCCAUCUCUCUUGUUCUCUGCUGCCUACCCGUCAUCGCCGGCUUUGUCAUGAUCUGGAAAUCUUCCUGGGGCCAUAAACCCGUUACCCCCGUAGCGGGUUACUCGUUAAUCGGCUUCUUUGGACCCGUGGUCAGUUUGACUAUCUCCCUAGCUGCGAGCAAUGUUGCCGGUGAGACCAAGAAGAGUUUCAUGGCUGCUGCAGUGUUUGUAGCGUACUGCGUGGGAAAUAUUAUUGGGCCGCAGUUGGUUAAGAGCCAGACCAAGGCACAGCACUAUCCUGAGUUGUGGACUGGGUUGAUUAUUUGCUACUGUAUUACCAUCCUCUCCGCGACUACGCUGUACUUUGUGCUGCGUCGCGAGAACAAACUGCGCGAGGCAGUUGUCGAGGUCGAUGAGCGUGAGCGAGAUAGACUUGCAUUCAAGGAUCUUACGGAUAAACAGAAUUCGUACUUUAGAUACGUGUUGUAGCCUGGUCAGUAUAUACCACCAUCUAAUCAGAUGGUUAGGUAUCGUGGGGCUCACAAGCUUCAUGGAUACUUGAGCUCAAGGUGUAAAAAAGGUUAUGAUAGUUACAAUACACAAUUAACCCU
Messenger RNA from Talaromyces stipitatus ATCC 10500, 1685 nucleotides. Its product is annotated as MFS transporter, putative. Gene Ontology annotation, biological process: transmembrane transport. Lineage: Eukaryota; Fungi; Ascomycota; Eurotiomycetes; Eurotiales; Trichocomaceae. Gene Ontology annotation, cellular component: membrane. Bases 1 to 1563 code for a protein of 520 amino acids. The transcript has 6 exons. Gene Ontology annotation, molecular function: transmembrane transporter activity. The record is from RefSeq and is a predicted model, not a curated record.